CCUUUGGUGAUCACCUUCAGAACAACCCCUACAAUCAGGAGUGCCUUUGGUGAAGGACUUGUGCUAUACAAAAGUUGUUGGACCAUGUUACAAUUCCACAACAAGUCUCUAUAAUAAUGCAUCCUUUUAGCCAUGGUGUUGUUGCUUUGACCAAGGACUUGAAUGGUCAUCAUGUCAUCCAACAUUGCUUGAAGAGUCUCUCAUGAAGACAACAAGUACCUUCUGAAUGAGGCGGCAAACAACUGCUUAGAGAUUGCUACAGAUAAAAGUGGUUGUUGCGUGCUCCAGGUCUGUGUAGAAUACUCUCAGGGAGAUACCAAGGAUCGUCUCGUGUCCGAGAUCAUUGGGAAUGCAUUGCAAUUGUCACAAGAUUGCUAUGGUUUUUAUCUUUUUUUUGUUGUUGUUGAAGAAAAGGGUUUAUCUGAGACAACAGAAUGGAAAUCUACACAAGUUAUGAUGGAAAUGCCUGGUAGUCCCAAGGAUUCGGUAAUGCUCAUCGAUCCAUGUGGGAUCUUCGUUGUCCAGACUGCAUUGGAGAUAGCUCAAGUGUGGACGACCACUGGAGAGCUUCUGCUUACAAUAUAA
Molecule: messenger RNA, 585 nt
Organism: Linum tenue
Lineage: Eukaryota; Viridiplantae; Streptophyta; Magnoliopsida; Malpighiales; Linaceae
Source: the annotation of a GenBank genome assembly